Molecule: messenger RNA, 2390 nt
Organism: Paramormyrops kingsleyae
Lineage: Eukaryota; Metazoa; Chordata; Actinopteri; Osteoglossiformes; Mormyridae
Gene: mcur1
Product: mitochondrial calcium uniporter regulator 1
Biological process (GO): calcium import into the mitochondrion; positive regulation of mitochondrial calcium ion concentration
Cellular component (GO): mitochondrial inner membrane; mitochondrion
Source: RefSeq, a predicted model, not a curated record
UCUCCGAUCGUCUUUGUAUCUGUCAACAAGGUCACUUGUAUCUGUAAACGCGUGUCGAACCUGCAGUUCCCGAUACAGGCGGACACCAUAGAUUAUAAACUAAAUUAGUUAUUUUUUCCAUUGAGAAACUCUGUGCAGAGUUCUAAUGCUUUGCAGAACUAUUUUUUAUGUUAUUAUCAUACAUUUCGCUUUUGUCGCUUGGCAGAACAAGUAUGGAGACGAACGAGAGAAACGAAAAACGGUGGUUAUGCGUGAGGUACGCCCCCUGUAGGCCUAAAGCGAAAGUAAAGAAAUGAUGGUCAUGCAUAAGGUACGCCCCCUGUAGGCGUAAAACGAAAGUAAAGAAAUAAUGGUCAUGCAUGAGGUACGCCCCCUGCAGGAGGUACCACGCUGACGUCCGGAGGAAGCCGAACAGUGAGGUAAAGGGUGCAGCUCCUUACCCCGGCGACCAGAGGGCUCCGUGUCUGUGAAUCAUUUAAUCAAGGUUCCAUAGACAGAUCCUGCUUUUUUUUAACACUUAUUUAAGUGAAUGCGUCUCACUUUUUCUCUUAAUAUUUAUGUGACUGCGUUUCACCCUGAGCUCCAGAUGGCCCGCCUUUGAGGAGAUGGACAUGAUCGCCGUGAGGCUCGGGACGCGUCAGGGUCUCCCCGCCGCACUUCGCGGUACGUCGUGCCCGAAACGCUGUGUCACCGCGGCCGCUGACUCUCCGCAGCCCGAAGACCUUGGCAGACACAUCAGCCGCAGGGCUUCUCGGCCAGAUCCCUCCGGUCCUGCCCCUACGUCUGGCUCAUACUUACGGCGGGGAAGAGCGGGAGCACUCGCCGGCUUGGGCUACGGAACUUUCUGUGUGCGACGCUGGUGCAGAAACGAGCUUUACACGGGGAUCGGAGCCCCACUGUCGCUUCUGAAGCGCACAGUUUUAAUUGCCCGAGAAUUGAGUACCUCAAUCAGAACCUUGCAGUCUGAAACGGCCAAGUCGGAGAACAGGAAGUUCUUCUUUGACACCCACGCUGUGGUUCGUCUGCUGGAAAACAAUGGGUUCAACUCGCAGCAGGCAGAGGUCGUCGUGAGCGCCUUAAUGAGAACCACAAAUUCCAACAUGGACGUCAUCUAUAAGGACAUGGUGACCAAAGUUCAGCAGGAAAUCAUGCUUCAGACAGUGAUGUCCCACAUUGCCGCUGUAAAGAAAGACAUGGUAAUACUGGAGAGGAGUGAGUUCUCCACCCUGCUGACUGAGAACGAGAAAGUCAAGAUUGAGGUCCUUCAGUUGAAAGUGCAGUUGAAUGAUGUGAUGAACAAAGUGCGUUCAGAUACUAUUUUGGAGAUGAACCUGGAAAAAAGCAGAGUGAAGGAAAUGAGAACAGAAAAUGAAAGAAAAGUGCUGGCAGCACGAACACAAAUGAUGGAGAUGAAUUCAGAGCAGGAUCGUCAGAUAACCCAGACCAACAUGAAGAUAGACACUGAAGUGGCAGGACUGAAAACCUUGUUGGAGUCUCACAAGCUCGACACUGUAAAGUACCUUGCAGGAUCGGUUUUCACGUGUCUCACGGUAGUUCUGGGAUUUUACCGAAUAUGGAUGUGACAGUCAGGCAGACUGCAGCCUUCAUGUUUCUGGUUCCUCAUUACUGUAGUUAGCGCUUAAGUUUUGAGUUAUCUCAGGUACAAAGUGCUGAAUGGGAGAGGUCGUCCACAGUUAGGGGUUUCAUAUCUGACAUGAGCGUCAUAAACAAGGGGUUAACUGGGUCGAGGUUCAAACCAUUUUGGGCUUUUCUAAUAAAUGUAUCUAUUUAUUUUAAAUUAUGGACCACUCAUUGAAUAAUUGCCAUGUCUACCGAUUGAUAUAUAACAGGCUGUUUAUCAUUUUUAUUUAACAUUUGCUACCUUGUAACGUUUUUCCAAGAAUUUGUAAUUGUGCCUUAAGCAGUCCAUUUGAAGUAUCCCCAUAAAAAAUGCAACCUUUUCUCUUUAACUUUGACCACCCAGACUAUUACUCUUCUGGCUUCAAUUUUAAAGGCCCAUCCUGGCCAACAUGGGGUGGAACAUUCAGCAGAAUGCAUGUCGUUCACUUGAGAUGACUGUCAGCAAGGUCAAGGCAAUCCAUUGUCUCAGCUGACAAUCCACUAAGAAGCUUGUGGGAGAAACACUGGUGGCCUUUGAUCUUGGUGAGAUGUAAACCAUGCCAAGCAAAACAUACCAUGAUAGUAGCGUUUUCUCACAUUAUACAGGAAAUGCAGCAUAUAGCUAGCUAGAAAUCAAUGCAAAAUAAUCACAUUUAUAAUCGUAUUUCAUAUUUUGUAUAUGGUUUAGUUUAGAUUUAAUUUAUGCAAAUUUUCAAGUAGCCUUAAUUUGGAAUAAAUAUAAGAUUUAAAAUUGACUGGUUACUUCUCAA